AUGGCAAGCAUCUAAAAGAAUUGGAUAUCGGCUGAGAGCCAUUGACUUCUUGUGCAGGAAAGGUUGCUGGUAUGGACUGAUUUAACUGAAAAUUUGUAAUGCAGCUUCUUCCAACAAAAAUUAAGCACACAUUAGCUAAGCUUAAACAAAUAACCCCUUGAGCAGUUGCCCACAUCCACAUGGCCGAAACUCUUGAAUCGCUAGUGUUCAAGCCAGUUCAGGAACUGGCCGUGGAUUGUAAAACAAUCCCAGAAAGAUAUAUUCUUAAGUGCCCUGAUGAGGCCUUUUAUGUUGAUCCUCCAGUGAUAGAUAUUCCGGUCAUUGAUCUUAAUUUAAUACAAUCUCCAUCACCUUCUGCAGAUCAAGUACUUGAAAAACUAAGAACAUCUCUAAGUUCAUGCGGCUGUGUUCAGGUAAUUGGUCAUGGAAUGACAAAUUCACUUCUUGAUCAAGUGCAUAGUAUUGGCAGAGACUUUUUUGCACUUCCACUGGAGGAAAAACGCAAGUGCUUAAGAACUGCUGAGGGCAGUGAAGGAUAUGGGAAUGCAUCAGCGCAUUCAGAUCAAAUUCAUAAUUGGUCUGACCGCUUGUAUCUUACCACAAGCCCCGAAGAUCAGAGGAAGUUAAAGUUUUGGCCUCAAAAUCCGGAAAACUUUAGGGAAACAUUGCAGGAAUACACUGAGAAGUUGGUAUUGUUAAAUAAAGUUGUCUUAAAGGCUUUGUCAAGGUCAUUGAACUUGAAAGAGAGCUGCUUUUUAGAUCAAUAUGGUGAAAAUACACACUUGCUCACAAGAUUUAACUACUACCCUCCCUGCCCAAGGCCUGAUCUUGCACUCGGAAUCAAAGAGCAUUCAGAUGCAACAUUUAUUACAUUCCUUUUGCCGGACAAUGAAGUAGGAGGCCUUCAAGUCUUGAAAGAUGAUCAUUGGUUUAGGGUACCUACUGUCCCCAAUGCUCUUUUCAUUAAUAUUGGUGACCAAGUUGAGAUAAUGAGCAAUGGGAUAUUCAAGAGUCCACUGCACAGAGUGGUAACGAAUUCGGAAAGAGAGAGGCUGACUGUGGCUGUAUUCUGCACUCCGGAUUCUAGUAGGUACAUUGAACCAGCAGAAGCCCUGAUUUCAGAAAAAAGCCCGAGGUUAUACAAGAAGGUCAAUAAUUAUGUUCGUAUUUAUUUUGAGAACUUUCAGCAGGGAAGGAGAGGUAUCGAAGCAGUAAAAAUCUAAUGUCAUCCCAGUAGGCAAAACAUGAGGCAAAAGUUUGAGAACAUGUAAAUUGUAAAAUAGACUAUCUUAAGCCCGUCUUUGGCAGCAAAUGUAUAAUAUUGUCUUUCUUGAUGGAUCAUGAUGCAUGAUUCCUAGUUCUAUGUUAUUGCUUGGGGGUAAAUAAAAGCAUUUUGCAUGCACCAGUUCAAUUAAGGCAUCAUUUUACACUGUUC
Messenger RNA from Daucus carota subsp. sativus, 1435 nucleotides. RefSeq names its product flavonol synthase 1. Bases 180 to 1223 code for a protein of 347 amino acids. The record is from RefSeq and is a predicted model, not a curated record. The transcript has 4 exons. NCBI's taxonomy places the organism in Eukaryota, Viridiplantae, Streptophyta, Magnoliopsida, Apiales, Apiaceae.